CGCCGUCAUAGGCGCUGCUGUUGCCUCCUCUGCGUUUCGGGCCAAAAGAAACCACUUCGUUACCGUGUCUAUCUGUUGCCCAUCGUCGGCACCGGACCGCGAAUAAAUAGCACGGGAAACAAAAUCUAACAGAAAAACAACACUAGCAAAAAUUAAAAAAGAAAAAAACGAACCGAAUUAUCAAAAGAGAAGAAGAGAAAUCCGCGAAAGAAAGAGCCAACGAACCGAAAAAAAAAAAAAUACAUUGAAAAUCUGAAUCUGAAUGAAAGAACUUUUUGGACAAGUCGUCGCGACUCUCCCUCGACGACGGUGCUAAUGUGCAAAGUUUUGUGUUUUCAUCAGCAGGAAAAACGGAAAAGCGGGAAAAACAACGCAAGAAUUUACGGAAAAUUAUUUAAAAAGUGUGUGCAAAUAGACGGAGCCGACGAGCACGACGACAAGGGGGCAGCCCCCUCUGGAGAUUUAACGGUAAAGCGAGCGGCAGGAAAAUAACAGUAAAAGCAAGCAGCAGCAUCAGAAGAGGAGGAGGAGAGACAGCAAGCAGUAGCAAUGCCGUUUGUGACACCCCGGGCGGGGACAAGCAGUGCAAACAACAGUGCGGGACGCACCACAUUCCGCCCGCCGUGGGUGAAGGAGGACGCCGCCUCAGCCUCCAGUGCCACAGCCACAAAGCCCACGACCACGCCCUGGGCUAAGAAGACAGCGGCAGCCGCUGCCGCUGCCGCCAAGGAGAAUGGUGACAAAUCCGCUCCAUCUGCGGCCACAGCGACAGCCAACAGCAAGGCCAAGGCGGCUCCGGCCGUGACGACCGCGAAGAAGACGACGACAACCCCCGCGGAGACGGCUAAAAAAGUGCCUGAGCCCGUCAAGAAAUCCUCAGCGACGACGACAGCAGCAGCAAGCAAGAAAAAUGCGAAUGCGGAGCCCGUGAACAGCAAGAAGGCCCCGGAGCCAGUCAAGAAGGUGGCUCCCACUGCGGUGACCAAGAAGCCAGCGGCAACGAAGAAGAAGGAGCCAACGCCACCGCCCGAGUCCUCUUCGGAGGAGGAGGAGGAGAGCGAGGAGGAGGAGGAGGAGACUGAAGAGGAGACCGAAUCCGAGGAAGAGGAGACCGAGGAAGAGACCGAAUCCGAGGAGGAGGACGACGAUGACGACACCACGGUGGACGAGAAGGUGCCCGAGCACGUGAAGAAGGCCGCCCAGCUGCGUCCGACGACCGUCAACAAGAAGCCGGAGCCGGAAAGUGAGUUGAAACAGCGUUUCACUAUAGAGAAACCCAAGUUGCGGAGCGUAGCGGUGGUCAAGCGGGACAAGUCGAUGAAGAAGGUGCCCGCCGAGGCAGAGGACGAGGAGGCCGAGGAGGGGGAGACGGAGGAGGAGCGCGAGCGCCGGCUGCGCUUCAAGUUAGAGAAGCCGAAGCUGCGGCACGUGAAGCGCGAGGAGAAGCCACUGCCCAGCAAGAGCACCGACGACCUGGCCAAGAUCCGGCCAGUGCUCAAGAAGGUACCGAAGAUCGAUGAGCUCCUCAAGGAGCCCAAGGAGGAGCCCAAGCCCGAGUUCAAGACCAAGACCCUGCGGAAAGCCCCCUCCAUAAAGCGCGAGCAGAGCAUCAAGAAUGUUCCCGCCCCACCGCCACUGCCCUCGCUGGUGCCCAAGGCCCCGCCACCACCGCCCCCGCCACUGGCCCCCGGCGAGAAGCGAGUGCUCUCCAGCACGCAGAAGGAGAACCUCGACAAGCUGAGAACACGGCCCAGAAGGCGCCCGGACUGGUCCGAGAUGAUGAAGGAGGUGGAGAGUGGCAAGAAGCUGCGCCAUGUGGCGUGCAACGAUAGAUCUCAGCCCAUACUGACAUGCAAGUCGAUAACCAAGGUGGACGAAAAAUUCAUCUACGAGACGGAGAAGGACAACUCGCACAACAAGCUGCUGCAGCAGAUCCAGGGCGGCAUCAAGCUGAAGCCCACACGGACCAACGAUCGCAGCAAGCCCGUGCUGGAUGGCCUCCGCAAGUUCCGCCGCCAGAUGACCAUCGAGGAGCAGCUCCAAAAGUCCCAAUCGAAGGUCAACAUGCUCUGCGAGGCCCCCAGCAGCCAUGCCCUGGGACCGAACAGUGCCAGCGCCCUGGGGUCGGGCAGAUCGCGGGCCAGCAUCGCCUCCGCAAUGUCCAUCGAUGAAGAGAGUCCCGACGAGCUGGACGACAUCGACAAGAUCCGCGACGACCUGCAGAGCACAAAGCAGAUGCUGGCCCUCGAGCUGCGCAACCGGGAAGCCCAGGAGCGCGAGAACAAGAAGCUGCUGGCCAAGAUUCGCACUCUGGAGACGGAGCUGGAGCGGGAGAAGUCGCGCGAGAAGAAUCUCGAGUACGGCUCCAAUGUCAUCGUGGCCACCAUGGACCCCACGCCCACCGCCGAGCAGACGUACGUGAAUUCGCUGAAGAGCGAGGUGGAGGAUGCCCGAAAGGUGUCCAAGGAGGUGGAGAAGAACUACCAGAGCACCAGCGAGCUGCUGGUGGAGGCCAAGACGGAGAUCGAGGAGCAGCGGCGACAGAUCCAGCUCCUCGAACGGAAGCUAGCAGCGGCUCUCCAGGGCUGUGCGACACCAAGCACUAACAGACCGCACACUAGUAAAUGCUUUGCUUACGACGACGACGACGACGACGAUGACGACUACUACGACCACUACUAUGCCGGCAAGCACGCGCCGCACCAGGGUGGCGGAAUGCUCGACGGGUCAAGGCGGUCGAGCGAUGCAAAUUUCGGGCGCGACAGCUCGCCAGAGCUGGAUCUGGAGGUGAGCGAAAGCGAUCCGGACGAGCCCGAGGAGAAGAAGACGGAGCGCAGGGAGAAGCGUGUGGGCAAGGAGCUGAAGGUCCUGCGCAGCAAGCUCACGAAGGUGAAGGUCAAGGAGGAGGCGGCCAAGAAGGAGAAGGAUGUGCUCAAGCAGGCCAUGAAGAAGAACCAGGUGAUCCUCAAGGAGGAGAACAAGAAGUUCAAGAAGCUGGAGAAGGAGGUGCAGAAGAUGGCCGCCUCGAUGAAGCUGGACGAGGACGAUGUCGAUGGCGAGGACAAGGAGGAUGAAGAGGAGGCCGAGGAGGAGCACGAGAGCGAGGAGGAGGAAGAGUCCGACGAUGAAUCCGAGGAAUCCGAAUCGGGCGAGAGCGAGGCGGAGACGGGCAGCGAGUCCGAACCAGAGGACGCGUCCAACUCCGCGAAGAAGGCGAACGUGGAGCCGCGUUUGAAAAAGCACGAGAGUCGCUUCGCGGCGAUGAAGAAAUGCAACGUGCUGCUGCAGGCGAACGUCGACAAUUUGCAGGACCAAAUUGUGCAGGUGCGCCACCGGGCCACCAAUCUGCAGGACGAGCUGGACGCGGUGAUUGCGGAUCUGGGCUUCUAGGGCGGUGGUCCACACCAACCACGGCGAAUGUACAAUGUGUGUUUCUGUUUUCUUUUCUGUUUGCUUGUUUUGUUCCUUCCUUUUUAGCCCUUUUUUUAACCAGUGUGAUUUUUGUAUUGUCAACGUUAGUUGAUUAUCGACUAUCGACUUAUCGAUAAGAUAUACGGUCUGACCCUCAGAAAUAUACCGAAAUACAUCACAUAUUUCAAAAUAUACCGUAAA
Molecule: messenger RNA, 3612 nt
Organism: Drosophila miranda
Lineage: Eukaryota; Metazoa; Arthropoda; Insecta; Diptera; Drosophilidae
Gene: sals
Product: glutamic acid-rich protein
Exons: 9
Coding region: 550-3390 (946 amino acids)
Molecular function (GO): actin binding
Source: RefSeq, a predicted model, not a curated record